AUGGAAGAACAAACGAACCGAACCCCCAAUCGCAUGGAGCAAGGUGAAACCAGGGUAGACGACUUGCAUUUGGACAGAGUUGUGGCCUCACAGCCAGAGAUUGGGCCUACACCACCAGACGGCGGGUAUGGAUGGUUGAUUGUUGUGUCAGCAGUGAUAUACCACAUUACAGUACCAGCUCUGUUAUCAUUGUAUGGACUGAUAAUCUUGAAGGCGAUUCGAGAAGAAGGACAUGAGGAUAAUGAAGUUCUGAAGAUAUGGGACGUGGAUAUAGCGUUGGUGCCAGUGAUAGCAUUGGUGAUAAGACUGUUGCUGGAGUCAUGGUGCCGAGCUGUGGUGAAGAUCUUCCACAUGCCAAGGUUUAUGGCGUUGUCAGGACUCUGUCUGACCGUGGCGGGAGUGUUACUGUCAAGUUACUCGACAGACGCAGCCAGCAACGACCACAUAGUGAACACAUUCUCCGGAAUAUUUGCAGGAAUCGGAUGCGCCUUGACUGGGCAGCAGACUGAAGUGAUCAUCACUCAUUACUUCAGAGAGAAGCUCACCAUGGCGCAGAGGAUAGUGCGCAUGGCGCCCUCUGUCGGCAAUUGCCUUGUACCCAUACUAAUCGGGUAUCUAUGUUCCGUGUACUCCGGAGAUGUAGUUGUCAUGAUCUACGGAGCCAUCAUCAUGCAGAACUGCAUCUUCUUAGCAUCAUACACACGACCCAUUUACAUAGAAAAAGUCCUACGACAUACAUACAACAUGCUCAGAGACGCUGUGGAGGACGAAGAUGAAGUCAUAUUCUCCAACCAAGCACGGAAGAGUGAGGCUGAACGAAAGAACAAUGAACCAAGCAGCUCUCAAGGGGAACCAUCAUCAUCACAUAAUAAUAUGGCAGUAGAAGAAGACGGUACUGAUGUGGUAGUCUUCAACUCAAAGAAGAACGCUAAAGAAAUUCUAGAUCCUUCCAUUCAGUACAGAGAAAACAGACCGGCUUCCAAACAGUCCAGGUUUUCGUCUGACUUCAGCACAAUGUAUGACACAGGAUCGAAUAGAUUUUCUUCAGAUUUUGGCUCUUUGGACAUCAAUACUUAUGCGAGAGUUAAUGGGUACCAGGAAUUAGAGAAUAUUGAUAGACAGGCGCCCCAGCCUUUGUACAGAGAGACGACGGUAAAUGCCCCAACGAACAGCGUGGUCUUUGCAGCUGAAGUGUCACCAGGUACUGCUAGAAGAACAGCCUCUUUGAAGAAGAACUUCUUCACGAUAACUAACAUGUUGAAGGAUAUUAACUUCUAUUUGUAUGCGUUACUGCAUAUUUGUACGACUUUCUCUAUAUUGAUUCUUGGGCUAAUCUUCCCACCUUUGAUAUGGGAGCAGAAUCCUUCAAUGAAUAUUUGGUCGGUUUCAACACUGAUAGCUGCAGCACACGGAUCAGCAUUGUGCUUCAUAAUGCUAUGUGUGGUGCUGCCAAAGUCCAUCAAUGAGAAAGCAAGACUGUGUGCUGCCUUCUGCGUAGCUGGUGCAAUGGGCUUCUAUGGUAUCGCCAUGUCCAGCAACAAGAGCCUGCUAGUGGUAUGGUGUAUGCUGGCCAGUUUCUCUACAGCAGCGUCCAGCAUUCUACAACAGCCGUUAUAUAACAGUACUUUAAACGAAUUCGAUACCACAGCCACCAUGACAGCUUCGAACACCAUCGUCGCCAUAUUUAUCAUGACGUGGUCUUUGCUUUAUAAUUAUGAUUACAAAACGUGUUUCUUGACAGCCAGUAUACUACAAACUGUGACAGCAUGCAUGUUCUUCGCUUUGUCUUUUAGGAGAAGACGGUAA
Molecule: messenger RNA, 1806 nt
Organism: Spodoptera littoralis (African cotton leafworm)
Lineage: Eukaryota; Metazoa; Arthropoda; Insecta; Lepidoptera; Noctuidae
Source: the annotation of a GenBank genome assembly